Molecule: messenger RNA, 1011 nt
Organism: Ophidiomyces ophidiicola
Lineage: Eukaryota; Fungi; Ascomycota; Eurotiomycetes; Onygenales; Onygenaceae
Gene: CTU2
Product: Cytoplasmic tRNA 2-thiolation protein 2
Exons: 1
Coding region: 1-1011 (336 amino acids)
Biological process (GO): tRNA wobble position uridine thiolation
Cellular component (GO): cytosol
Molecular function (GO): sulfurtransferase activity; tRNA binding
Source: RefSeq, a predicted model, not a curated record
AUGGAAAGAUAUCGCCUUAGAAGUGCCCCAAAAGACAGACAGCGAACCCUCCUCCUCCCGCUAUCAUAUGGCGUCUCGUCUCUAGCUUUACUGCAUAUGUUGAGCAGCAUUCUUGCAAGACAGCGCUUGAUCGGUCAGCACCGCACAGCGUUCGAUUUACACAUUGUCGUAGUCAAUCCCGCCUCACUUGAGCCUUCGGGAUCUUCUCACAUGCCUGAGAGAUUGGAUCAGCUCAGAGCAGCCUAUCCAGCCAACAAAUACACGGAGCUUCCUCUUCAUAGCAUCCUUGAUUAUGACACCGAUACUAGGGGCGUUUUUGCCCAAUGUUUACGCCUUUCUAUCGCAGAAAGUUCCCACGUAUCAAAUGAGGAGGCUAUGAACUUGUUUCGAGCUUCAUUUUCAACUACAACCGCGCGAGCAGAUGUUGAUAGAAUUCUCCUUAGGCGGCUUAUAGUUGCAUUUGCCCAGAAUCAAGGAUGUGAUGGAAUUCUAUGGGGCGACUCAGAUAGUCGGCUUGCAGCAAAGACGUUGGCAAAUGUUGCCAAAGGCAGGGGUUCCUCCAUCGUUUGGGAUGUAUGCGAUGGGGUAUCUCCCUGGGGUAUUUAUUUUUCCUUUCCUUUGAGAGACUUGUACAAGACUGAACUGGAAUUAUUCGCAUCUUAUACACUUCCUCACCUUGAGCCAAUUAUCGAACGAGACGUACAAGAUUUUGAAUCGAUCUCAAACCGAAACAUGUCAAUUGAAGACUUGAUGUCGCGGUACGUUUUAACUCAAGGGGCCAAAUAUCCAGGUGUUAUGGCGAAUAUUGUUCGCACUAUCGAUAAGCUGAAGACGCCUCCAACUGGUGGUGAAAGUCGGUGUGUUUUAUGUGGCGUUCCGGUCGGUGCAACAGAUAAUUAUAUAAUCAGUAGCGAACACUUUGAUACUACCAUAUUGGAUCAGCUACCUAAUUGCUAUGGGUGUAUGAGAACUCUUCUGGAUUUGAGGACGACAGUCACUGCUUCCAGAUAG